AUGACUGUCAAUCUCCCUCGGACUGGGGCUCCAUGCAAGAUCUCACCUCGUGGGGUCUCAAUGAUCCUAAGAAAGGUGAGAAAUCAGCCCAGAACUACACGGGAGGAGCUGGUCAAUGACCUGAAAAGAGCUGGGACCACCGUUUCCAAGGUUACUGUUGGUAAUACACUAAGAUGUCAUGGUUUGAAAUCAUGCAUGGCACGGAAGGUUCCCCUGCUUAAACCAGCACAUGUCAAGGCCCGUCUUAAGUUUGCCAAUGACCAUUUGGAUGAUCCAGAGGAGUCAUGGGAGAAAGUCAUGUGGUCAGAUGAGACCAAAAUAGAACUUUUUGGUCAUAAUUCGACUAACCGUGUUUGGAGGAAGAAGAAUGAUGAGUACCAUCCCUACUGUGAAGCAUGGGGGGGUGGUGGCAUCAUGCUUUGGGGGUGUUUUUCUGCACAUGGGACAGGGCGACUGCACUGUAUUAAGGAGAGGAUGACUGGGGCCAUGUAUUGCGAGAUUUUGGGGAACAACCUCCUUCCCUCAGUUAGAGCAUUGAAGAUGGGUCGAGGCUGGGUCUUCCAACAUGACAAUGACCCGAAGCACACAGCCAGGAUAACCAAGGAGUGGCUCUGUAAGAAGCAUAUCAAGGUUCUGGCGUUGCCUAGCCAGUCUCCAGACCUAAACCCAAUAGAGAAUCAUUGGAGGGAGCUCAAACUCCGUGUUUCUCAGCGACAGCCCAGAAACCUGACUGAUCUAGAGAAGAUCUGUGUGGAGGAGUGGGCCAAAAUCCCUCCUGCAGUGUGUGCAAACCUGGAUGCAGAGGUUGUGUGUAGAGAGCUGGACUGUGGAGCUCCUGUACAGGUGCUGGGAGAAGAUGCUUUUGGCAAAGGAGACGCUCAGAUGUGGACACAAGAGAUUCAGUGCAGAGGAAAUGAGCCUUAUAUAUCUGUCUGUCCAACAUCAUCUUCUCUCAAACACACCUGUACCGAUGAUAAUGACGUACGACUGUCCUGUUCCGGUUACACAGAGCUCAAAUUAGUGAAUGGUUCAGAUUCCUGUUCUGGUCGAGUUGAGCGUCAGUACUUCAGUAAAUGGGGCACAGUGUGUGAUGCAUGCUGGGAUAUGAGAGCUCCCAGUGUCCUCUGUAGACAGCUGAAUUGUGGGAUUGCUGUGUCUGUGGUGGGAUCAAACUGGUUUGGAGAGGGAGUUGGUGAAAUCUGGGCUGAUGUGUUUGAUUGUGACGGGAAUGAAACAAAACUCUCAGAAUGUUCCGUCUCUUCAUGGAGUCGAGCUGAAUGUUCUCAUAGACGAGAUGUUGGACUCGUCUGCUCUGAUUCCUCUCUGGCGGUUCAUGACGGUCUGGUGCGGUUGUCUGGAGAGAGACAGUGUGAGGGGGAGCUGGAAGUUUCCAUCCAUCAGGUCUGGAGGAGAGUUCUGCUGGACUCCUGGAGUCUCACUGAAUCCUCUGUUGUCUGCAGACAGCUGGGCUGUGGCUCUGUGCUGAACUUCUCCGGCUCCUCUUCAUCCAGUCCUGAACACAGUCAUGAGUGUGUGACGGGCUUCCAGUGCUCUGGGAGUGAAGCUCAUCUGGGGAACUGCAGCUCUCCACAAACCCUCAACUGCAGCUCCACACAACAGCUGUCAAUCACCUGCCUUGGCCGCGGGUCCAUCAGGCUGGUGGGUUCUGGGGGAGACUGUGCAGGGAGACUGGAGGUUUUUCACAGCGGCUCAUGGGGGACAGUGUGUGAUGACUCCUGGGAUAUUAAAGAUGCCCAUGUGGUGUGCAGACAGCUGCAGUGUGGAGUGGCCCUCAGUAACCAGCAGGUACCAGCCUGGUUUGGUCCUGGUUCUGGACCCAUAUGGCUGGAUGAGGUGGAGUGUGAGGGGAAUGAGACGUCCCUGUGGAACUGCUCUUCUCCAGGCUGGGGGAAACAUGACUGUCAACACAAGGAGGAUGUAGGAGUCGUGGGCUCAGAGUUUAAAGAGAUCAGGUUAACUGAGGGCUGUGAAGGGAAUAUGGAGGUUUUCUACAAUGGAUCCUGGGGUAAUGUAUGCUGGAACCAGAUGAACAGAGACACAGUGAGUCUGAUCUGUCAAGAGCUGAACUGUGGAAGAUCUGGUGUUUUGUCUGAUUCUACACCAAGACUGGAAUCAGCUCGUAACUGGCUGGAUGAAGUGAAAUGUCGACCACAUGAUUUAAAUCUGUGGCAGUGUCCAUCUUUACCCUGGGGACAGAACUACUGUAGUAAAGAUGAAGUGGCCAAAAUCACCUGUUCAAAGGAGGAAAAUCCUCAGUCUCCUCAGAGUCGUCUGACAUGUUCCACCUCACCAUCUCCUCACCAGAGACAGUGUUCAAAUCAUGUUCCUCUCAGACUGAGUGGAGGUUUGGGCCGGUGCUCUGGGAGGCUGGAGGUGUAUCAUAACGCUGUGUGGGGUUCAGUCUGUGCUGAUCUGUGGGACAUCAGCGAUGCUCAGGUGGUCUGCAGGCAGCUGGGUUGUGGAGACGCACUGAGGGCUGAUGGGAAUUCAGUCUUUGGUGCUGGUGAAGGUGUUGUGUGGCUGAACAGAGUCGAGUGCAGAGGGAAUGAGAUUCACCUGUGGAGUGGAACUGUCCUCUCUCCCUGAAGAACCACACUGACUGUUCUCACAAAGAGCACGCUGGACUCACAUGUGCAGAUGUGUCAGUGUCCACUACUCCUGCCACAACAACAUCAGCUUCUCCUCCAGUUUCUCAGACAGUGCGCUCAACAUCAGUCACUCCUCCACAAACUCCUCCAGCAGCGUCUCUCUCUGUGCUUGUGGUUGUACUGGGAGUUUUGCUCUUACUGCUCUUAGUGCCACUGCUUAUACUGGUUCAGCAGAACAGAGUGAUGAGGAGAGCUCUCUCUAAGAGGAGACACAGGACGACGACUGAGGCCGUUUAUGAGGAGCUUCAUCACAGACACAAUCACUUCACUCAGAGAGUGGACACACCAGAGGAUUAUGAUGAUGUCAUCAUUAAUGGACAGAAUGCUCUAGAUGUAACAGAGGGAGAUCAGGAGGAGUAUGAUGAUGUGAAGAACAGCAAUGAAGAU
Molecule: messenger RNA, 3056 nt
Organism: Rhinichthys klamathensis goyatoka
Lineage: Eukaryota; Metazoa; Chordata; Actinopteri; Cypriniformes; Leuciscidae
Product: scavenger receptor cysteine-rich type 1 protein M130-like
Exons: 12
Coding region: 1-2607 (868 amino acids)
Biological process (GO): DNA integration; DNA transposition
Cellular component (GO): membrane
Molecular function (GO): DNA binding
Source: RefSeq, a predicted model, not a curated record